This is a messenger RNA of Oppia nitens, 1404 nucleotides long. RefSeq names its product adipocyte plasma membrane-associated protein-like. The transcript has a single exon. The coding region runs from base 28 to 1314 and encodes 428 amino acids. The record is from RefSeq and is a predicted model, not a curated record. Gene Ontology annotation, biological process: biosynthetic process. Gene Ontology annotation, molecular function: strictosidine synthase activity. NCBI's taxonomy places the organism in Eukaryota, Metazoa, Arthropoda, Arachnida, Sarcoptiformes, Oppiidae.
UUUCUAGUAGAAAAUAAUUUUAACAAAAUGUUAAUGAAAUUAAUUAUAGUUUUAUGUUUAUCUGUUAUUAUUGUUCAUAGUUUGCCAAUCAAUAAGAAAGGAUUAUUAGAUAUACAAAUCAAAGAUAAUGUCUAUCCUUUGCCCAAAUCUUUUAGCGGUGUCUAUGAGGCCAACAAAAAGUUGUCGCAAACUCUUAAGUUACAUAAUCACAAUAUUACUGGACCCGAGUCAUUGGCAAUUUUUAACGGUCGUAUAGUUGCCAGUGCUAUGGAUGGGUAUAUCUAUGAGAUCAAUGAUGAUCUACUCAAACCUAUCUUGAAAAUUGCAGAACAAAGUUGUCAUGAAAUUCAACCCAAAGAGAACAUACGGUGUAGUCGACCACUGGGUAUGAAAUUUGAUUCAAAAGGCGUUCUCUAUGUAGUUGAACCCUAUUUGGGAGUCUUUGCAAUUGAAAAUAUAUUUAAAGACAAUCCUAAAGUGACACUCGUGUUUGACAUUGAAGAAACUCGCUCUUUAGGUAAAGUAUCAACUUUUUUGGAUGACUUGACCAUAGAUGAGGGGGCGGGUGCUAGUGGUGGACAUGUGCUGUAUGUGUCAGAUGUGAGUCAAAAAUUUUAUUUACAUAAUUUUGUCUGGACUAUCAUGACUUCCGAUUUGGGACGAGUGGUCAGCUAUGAUGUAAAUGCAAAGAAAGUUGAAUCUGUGGUCCAAAAUCUAUUCUUUCCUAACGGUAUGGAAAUCACUGACGACAGGACAGCCAUUUUGAUCAAUGAGUUUGGCGCCCGACAAGUCAUCAAACAUUAUAUUAAAGGUCCAAAAAAAGGAGAGUCAAAAAUAUUAUUGAGUGGACUACCGGGAGAACCCGAUAAUAUCAGACGAAGCGAUAACAAAGACAAAGAAACCUAUUGGUUGGCACUGUUAUCGGCGAGAACUGAGGAGAAUCCAAGUACUUUAGAUCUUUUUCUUCGAGAUCGUGACUUUAGGCGCCAAUUGACUCAAUUGUUGACAAUUGCCAACAGAAUCUUUAAUUUUUUUGGUGAUUUUUUUGACAACAAAUGGUUUCACGAUUUAGCCGCUUAUAUAAACAAUGAUAUUCCCAUUCAUCACAUUUGGUUUGAUGAGACGCUAAACUACGGUAUGAUUGUCGAGAUUGAUGGCAACGGAGAUAUCAUUCGUACACUUCAAGCACCGGAUUCGUCGUUAACUAAAUUGACAGAAGUCAGAGAAAUACGGAUAAACAGUGGCAAACAAAGUAUACUUUAUAUCGGAUCUUUUAUUAACGACUAUUUGGGAAAAUUAGUUAUUGAAAACUAAAUUACUGUACAUUAGUUAAAGAUUAGUUUUAAAAAUAUGAAUAUUUUAUUAAAUACUGUAUAAUAUUACUGUUUUGCAUGUAUAAGUARA